AUGCGCUGCGCGCCGCCGGGGCUGCUGCUCGCCCAGCUGCACGCCUGCAUCUUCUGGAGCGGGCUGUGGCCCGCCGGCUGCCAGCCGCCCCCCGCCGCCUGGAGGCAGCGCAUCCAGUGGGAGAACAACGGACAGGUGUACAGCCUGCUCAGCCAGGGCGCUCAGUACCAGCCCCCGCGGCGCCGGCAGGCGGCCGAGCCGGCGAGCAGCCCCGUGCUGCUGCUCCGCGGGAACGGCUCUGUGCCGCGGGCCAACGCCGCCCGGCCCCAGCCCGAGUCCCAGCCCCAACCCCAGCCUCAGCCCCGGCCCCAGCCCGGCGGCAGCCGCGGCUCGGGCGCCCGACAUUGGUUCCAGGCCGGCUAUCGGGCGCCCUCCGAGCCGCGGCGCCGCCGGUCCUUCCUCGGCAGCCCCGCGGUCCGGCGGCCCCGGCGACGAGAGCGAGCGGAGCGCCGGCGGGUUGCCGCGCCCAGCGGUCUGCGAGCCGGGCGGGAGGACAUGAUGGUGGGCGACGACCCCUACAGCCCCUACAACCUGCGCUGCGCCGCCGAGGAGAACUGCCUGGCCAGUUCAGCUUAUCGAGCGGAUGUUAGAGACUAUGAUAAUCGAGUGCUCUUGAGAUUCCCUCAGAGAGUGAAAAACCAAGGAACUUCAGAUUUCCUACCAAGCAGACCUCGUUAUUCCUGGGAGUGGCACAGCUGUCACCAGCAUUAUCACAGCAUGGAUGAAUUCAGUCACUAUGACUUGCUAGAUGCAAGCUCGCAUAGAAAAGUUGCUGAAGGACACAAAGCAAGUUUCUGCCUUGAAGAUACCUCCUGUGAUUACGGGUAUUACAGACGAUACGCCUGUACAGCACACACACAGGGAUUGAGUCCUGGCUGUUAUGACACUUACAAUGCUGACAUAGAUUGCCAGUGGAUUGAUAUCACAGAUGUGAAACCUGGAAACUACAUUCUGAAGGUCAGUGUAAACCCCAGUUAUUUGGUACCUGAAUCUGAUUACUCCAACAACAUAGUACGCUGUGAUAUACGCUACACUGGCCACCAUGCAUAUGCCUCUGGCUGUACAAUUUCACCGUAA
Centrocercus urophasianus (Greater sage-grouse) is the source of this 1077-nucleotide messenger RNA. RefSeq names its product lysyl oxidase (gene LOX). Gene Ontology annotation, biological process: peptidyl-lysine oxidation. The record is from RefSeq and is a predicted model, not a curated record. NCBI's taxonomy places the organism in Eukaryota, Metazoa, Chordata, Aves, Galliformes, Phasianidae. Gene Ontology annotation, molecular function: copper ion binding; protein-lysine 6-oxidase activity.